Salmo salar (Atlantic salmon) is the source of this 1358-nucleotide messenger RNA. Its product is annotated as akirin 2(2a). Gene Ontology annotation, molecular function: transcription coregulator activity. Gene Ontology annotation, biological process: positive regulation of transcription by RNA polymerase II; positive regulation of innate immune response. Gene Ontology annotation, cellular component: chromatin; nucleus. Lineage: Eukaryota; Metazoa; Chordata; Actinopteri; Salmoniformes; Salmonidae. The record is from RefSeq and is a predicted model, not a curated record.
UGAGCGCAUAGUUGAAUAUUUCACGUCAUCAAUACAAGAAACAGACGGCUCUGGUGGUCAAAAACAAGAAAAAGCUGACGUUAGGCAGCAAGUUAUAUAUUCGUCUGAAUGUAUAACUUAGCUAGCUAAGGACAUCCAAACAGAUAACGUUAUAAGAUAGGUAAGAGUGAAAACAAAAGUCAACGUUACACGGGCGUCGGAGUGAUAGGAAGAGGGCAACUUUUCCCCGGAAAGACCAAUCUUUGAACCCUCCUAGGUUCAAAUCAUGGCGUGUGGAGCGACCCUGAAAAGGACCAUGGAUUUUGAUCCAUUGAUGAGUCCGACGUCCCCUAAAAGGAGAAGAUGUAUUCCGGUGUCCCCAUCAUCAUCCUCCUCAUCACCACGGAAAUACCUUCGCAUGGAGCCAUCACCAUUUGGAGAAGUGUCAUCCAGACUAUCAGCUGAGCAAAUUCUGAACAACAUCAAGCAGGAGUACAAACGCAUUCAGAAGAGAAAGCACAUAGAUGGAGUUUACCAACAGACAGAGGGUUGCUACUCGCCAGAGUCUCCACCCCAUCUUAGUGGAUCCAGUAUGCCAGGCACAUCUGCUGGAGGUUCUUCUCCAUCAAAGAAAGAACAGCCCUUAUUUACUCUUAGACAAGUUGGAAUGAUUUGUGAACGUUUACUGAAGGAGCGUGAAGACAAAGUGCGGGAGGAAUAUGAGGAGACCAUGACUUCCAAGUUGGCAGAACAAUAUGACACUUUUGUGAAGUUUACACAUGACCAGUUGAUGCGAAGAUUUGGAGAACAACCUGCAAGCUAUGUUUCCUGAGAGACCGACUUUGCUAGGCGAGUUAUCGAGUUUAAAUCUUUGGAAAUCCCUGCAAGAGAUUGGUUUAAUGAAACGUCUUACUGUGCCAUAUUUCUCCUUUAGGCAAAGGUUUAUCUAAGCCGUUGUCAGUGGUAAUCUCUCUCUCACGUAAGCAACUAGGUGCUUCCUAAUGUAAUUUUAUGGACCCCCUCUACCAGUGGCCUACAUUUCUCCUGCUGUACCUGUAUCGAUAAGUCGUCACUCUCUUACUUUUAUAAAGACAUCUGGCAUUCCAGACUUUAUUCACCGUUUUAUUUCUUUGUUACACGAUAAAGGAAUGUAGACAAAGGUUUGCUGGUCAAUCUAUUAGCAAGUGGAAGGUACGGUUUGGAGAAGAUAAUUUGCAAUGCCCCAGAGCCUUUUUGUAUGGGACUUUACAAAGACUAACUUCAAUUCAUUAGAUUUUUUCCACUUUCAAAAUGUUAUUUAUUUAAUUGACUGUUUUGCUUUCAAACCUAUGUACUUCGUAGAAAAACCAAACAAUAAAAUGUUAAGUUUCAUGUCGUCA